Messenger RNA from Sardina pilchardus (European sardine), 1268 nucleotides. RefSeq names its product alpha-(1,3)-fucosyltransferase 7-like. The record is from RefSeq and is a predicted model, not a curated record. Bases 112 to 1095 code for a protein of 327 amino acids. Gene Ontology annotation, molecular function: alpha-(1->3)-fucosyltransferase activity. NCBI's taxonomy places the organism in Eukaryota, Metazoa, Chordata, Actinopteri, Clupeiformes, Clupeidae. Gene Ontology annotation, cellular component: membrane. The transcript has a single exon.
CUGAGCAAGCAAAUCCUCGCCAUUAUUGCUGUUGGUUUCGUUAUUCUUGUCGGGCAGUAUUCCCUAUGGCCAACGUUACAACCCUCCGCUGCAAUUCCACCUCACUUUUCCAUGGAGGAGCCAAAGGCCACAGCCUGGUCAAAUUGGUCAGAUUCGACCACACUAAAACCCAUCAAGAACACUGUUAUUGUGCUGUGGUACUGGCCCUUUGGCGAAUCGGUCAGUCUUGCUGAUAAUUACUGCAUGGAUAACUAUGGCAUUCCCAACUGCGACGUAGUGGGCAAUCAGUCCUGGUUCCCCAAAGCAGAUCUGGUGGUGUUCCACAACCGUGAGUUGAUCAACGGGCAGCGGAGGUUACCCCUGAAUCUGCCUCGGCCAAAAACCCAGAAGUGGGUCUGGCUAUCCUUGGAGAGUCCUCCACAUAAUGGGAAUAUGAGGCCCCUAGCCGGCCUCUUCAACUACACCAUGUGUUAUCGCCGGGACUCGGACAUUUACGCACCGAAUGGGUGGCUUGUGCCAAGCAAAGCUCCGAAUGGCACAACCGUUGAGGACUUUAUACCAAAGGGCAAAACUGCUCUGGCCUGUUGGGUGGUGAGCAACUACCAGGCUAGAGAUAAGAGGACACAAGUGUAUAACAAGCUGAAGAAUGUCAUCCCAGUGGAUGUGUAUGGAGGUGCAAGAAAUAAGCGUAUCUCUGCAGAUAGUCUCCUACCCACAAUAUCUCGUUACUAUUUCUACCUCUCCUUUGAGAACAGCAUUGCUACAGACUACAUCACGGAGAAAGUUUGGAGGAACGCCUUUAUGGGUGGCGCCAUACCGGUGGUUUUAGGUCCGCCGCGGAAACAAUACGAGGCGGUCUUGCCAAAGAACUCCUUCAUCCAUGUGGACGACUUCAGCACAGUAGAGGAACUGGGCAUCUUCAUGAAGGCUCUGGCUGCGGAUAAAGAGCGCUACGCUUCCUACUUUGCAUGGCGUCUGAACUACACCGUUGCUCGUGCAGGAUGGGCGGAGAAACUGUGCAGAAUCUGUCCGAUUAUUAACAGUUUGCCCACAUCAAAGAUAUAUAAGGACUUACAUAGCUGGAAUUGGCAAUGAAAGCUGGAAGAAAAAUAUGUACAAGAGUGUUACUGGUAGCCUAAUCUCACAUGACUUUUAGGUACUUUCAAGUGUUCGUUCAAUAACUACACAGAUACACAUAGUAUACUACUCUUUGAAGUAUAGGGAAAGCUGACACAAAUUCAGAAAAACAAAAAUCAGGUAAACAUUAU